Messenger RNA from Nematolebias whitei (Rio pearlfish), 1353 nucleotides. Its product is annotated as E3 ubiquitin-protein ligase RNF19B. The record is from RefSeq and is a predicted model, not a curated record. Bases 1 to 1095 code for a protein of 364 amino acids. The transcript has 7 exons. Gene Ontology annotation, molecular function: zinc ion binding. Lineage: Eukaryota; Metazoa; Chordata; Actinopteri; Cyprinodontiformes; Rivulidae.
AUGUCACAUUCCUCAAAUGCAGAGGAGAUUAAACCAUGCCCUCGCUGCGGCGCCUACAUCAUGAAGACCAACGAUGGCAGCUGUAACCGUAUGAACUGCACUGUGUGUGCCUGUCAGUUCUGCUGGCUGUGUAUGCAGGAGAUUACAGACGUGCACUACCUCAGUCCCUCAGGAUGCACAUUUUGGGGGAAGAAGCCUUGGUCUCAAACCCGCAAAGUACUGUGGCAGGUGGGCAUGUUACUUGGAGCCCCUGUGGUCAUCUCCCUCAUAGCGGGCAUUGCCAUUCCAGUUAUCAUAGUGGGCAUACCAAUCUACAUGGGCCGUAAGGUCCACGGUCGCUGUAAGAAAAAUAGCAUCUCAGGAAGUAAGCACUACUUGACUGUGGCGAGCGGGGUGAUGAUGUCAGUGUUUGUGUCGCCGGUCAUAGCAGCUGUCACUGUUGGUGUUGGUGUGCCGCUAAUGCUGACUUAUGUCUACGGGGUCGUUCCUAUGUCACUCUGUAGGAACGGCUGGUGUCGGUCACAGAACGAGCCCCCUGAAACACACAAAAUACAGCUCGAAGACUUGGCCAACUAUCUUCUAUUCUCUCAUGUAGUCAGCGAUCACUGGACGGGUCAGAGCAACUCAACGGCCAGUGACACCAGUGUCCAGGAAGUCAGAGUCAGUGUACAGGAAGUGGGCGUCCUCCCGAGUACGAGCACCAUGCCGCCAGAGCUAGAUAAAUACUUGGACGUGGAUGAAGCUGCCCAUCGUCACGGAUACACCCAGCAGGACAGUCAGUCUGACUGCGAGGUGGUGGUUGUUUCUGACAGUAAGCUUGAUGACGCACAAGCAAUUAGUCUGAGAGAAAGAACCAACAUUGAAGUUUGUGUGGAAAUCGAAACUCACCCGAGAGCCGUCCGCCGGUCCAGUACAAGUAGUGUCCUGUCCAGCCGAAGUCUGUCAGCUGAGUCCCUGGGCCACUCCCAGGACUACCCCUGUGCCUCAGAGCUGGAAGAAAGACGAGAACGUGGUGGAGGACGAGGAGAGGAGCUGAAUGGAAGAGAGAAACCAGGAGGAAGCGUCUUUUCUGUCUUUGAAACUGUUGAUGUAUGAAGAACGCGGGAGCAUGUUUUCUACUUGAUUUAGUCAGAUUUUAUGGAAACAGACUAAAUUCUGAGAUGACACCGUCAUCGAAUGGACCUUAAAGUUUUCAGCCAAGGUCAUCCCUUCUGCUUCAGUGAUGAGACCUUCCACCAAAUGCCUUCACCCUCCAAUCUCUAAGGACUUUUUGGGCUGUGAGAGCCAGUGAAAAAAUCUGUAUGUAUUUGUAUGGAUGAGCAUGAGACUAUAGUAUAAAAACUAUAAAGCAGA